GACAGGAAGAAUUUUCGAUUUACUGUGAGCAAGAUAAAGAGCAGCAAGCUGUAGCUAAAGCCUUUAUGGCUCAAGGGUCUGUCAGAUUUAAUAAGUUGUAGAAAGUCUGAGAGGUUCGAUAGGGUGAAGGCUGUUCUCCCCUUAAAAGAAGUCUACAGCGGGAGAGCUUCGGGGUUUGUGUUCCUUGUAAAUACCAACUACUUUCCGGGCUGGCGGCGGGGGUAGAAACGCCCGCAGCGGAAAGGGCAGAGCGUUGGUACACAGCGGGGGAUUGGUGCUCGCUUACCCCGGAAGUGCUGUUGCGGUAGAGCUUUGCCUUCCGGGUUAGAGUGGCUGUCGUUGCAGCAGCUGUAGGAAGGGGAGGCCAUUUUCCAUUUCUGGGAGGAGUGAGGGGCAGGGGUGGGAGAAGAAGAAGGAAAAGGGCUCAGCGCCUCCCCGCCGGGCCCAGGACAGAGGGGCAUUUUCGGCUGGCGGGUGAGGUCGCUGAGAGCCCGAAGAGAUGUUUUCCCUGUCGAGCACGGUGCAACCCCAGGUUACAGUUCCUCUGAGUCAUCUCAUCAAUGCCUUCCAUUCACCAAAAAAUACGUCUCUUUUUGUCAGUGGAGCAUCAGUUUCUCAAAACCAGCAUCGAGAUGUAGUUCCUGAGCAUGAGGCUCCCAGCAAUGAGCCUGCACUUAACUUAAGGGACCUUGGAUUAUCUGAAUUAAAAAUUGGACAGAUUGAUCAACUGGUAGAAAAUCUACUUCCCGGAUUUUGUAAAGGCAAAAACAUUUCUUCCCAUUGGCAUACAUCUCAUGUUUCUGCACAGUCUUUCUUUGAAAAUAAAUAUGGUUACUUAGAUAUGUUUGGUACUUUACGUUCCUCUUGCUUAUACAGACAUCAUUCAAGAGCUUUUCAAAGCAUCUGUUCAGAUCUUCAGUACUGGCCAGAGACUCCCGGUUUGAGCUGUGAUGACAAAAAAAGAAACAAGACAGUACCCCAGCUUACUUUGGUUUUGAAUCAUACAUACAUUGAAGUUUUUAUACAGUCUCGAGGUUUUAAAACUUUGAAAUCAAGGACACGACGUCUACAGUCCACCUCUGAAAGAUUAGCUGAAACACAGAAUAUAGCACCAUCAUUCGUGAAGGGGUUUCUUUUGCGGGACAGAGGAUCAGAUGUUGAGAGUUUGGACAAACUAAUGAAAACCAAAAAUAUACCUGAAGCUCAUCAAGAUGCAUUUAAAACUGGUUUUGCAGAAGGUUUUCUGAAAGCGCAAGCAUUAACACAAAAAACCAAUGAUUCCCUAAGACGAACCCGUCUGAUUCUCUUUGUUCUGCUCCUAUUUGGCAUAUAUGGACUUCUAAAAAAUCCAUUUUUAUCUGUCCGUUUCCGGACAACAACAGGGCUUGAUUCUGCAGUAGAUCCAGUCCAGAUGAAAAAUGUCACCUUUGAACAUGUAAAAGGAGUGGAGGAAGCUAAACAAGAAUUACAGGAAGUUGUUGAAUUCUUGAAAAAUCCACAAAAGUUUACUGUGCUGGGAGGUAAACUUCCAAAAGGCAUUCUUUUAGUUGGACCACCAGGGACAGGAAAGACACUUCUUGCCCGAGCUGUGGCAGGAGAAGCUGAUGUUCCUUUUUAUUAUGCUUCUGGAUCAGAAUUUGAUGAGAUGUUUGUGGGUGUGGGAGCCAGCCGUAUCAGAAAUCUUUUUAGGGAAGCGAAAGCAAAUGCUCCUUGUGUUAUAUUUAUUGAUGAAUUAGAUUCUGUUGGUGGGAAGAGAAUUGAAUCUCCAAUGCAUCCAUAUUCAAGGCAGACUAUAAAUCAGCUUCUUGCUGAAAUGGAUGGUUUUAAACCCAAUGAAGGUGUCAUCAUCAUUGGAGCCACAAACUUCCCAGAGGCAUUAGAUAAUGCCUUAAUUCGUCCUGGUCGUUUUGACAUGCAAGUUACAGUUCCAAGACCAGAUGUAAGAGGUCGAACGGAAAUUUUAAAAUGGUAUCUCAAUAAAAUAAAGUUUGAUCAGUCGGUUGAUCCAGAAAUCAUAGCUCGAGGUACUGUUGGCUUUUCUGGAGCAGAGUUGGAAAAUCUUGUGAACCAGGCUGCAUUAAAGGCAGCUGUUGAUGGAAAAGAAAUGGUAACAAUGAAGGAACUAGAGUUUUCGAAAGACAAAAUUCUAAUGGGGCCUGAAAGAAGAAGUGUGGAAAUUGAUAACCAAAAUCAAACCAUACACCAAUCUGGUGGUGCUAUUAUUGCAUAUUGCACAGAAGAUGCGACACCUAUCAACAAAGCUACAAUCAUGCCCCGAGGGCCAACACUUGGACAUGUGUCUCUGUUGCCUGAGAAUGACAGAUGGAAUGAAACUAGAGCCCAGCUGCUUGCACAAAUGGAUGUUAGUAUGGGAGGAAGAGUAGCAGAGGAACUUAUAUUUGGAACUGACCAUAUUACAACAGGUGCUUCCAGUGAUUUUGAUAAUGCAACUAAAAUAGCAAAGCGAAUGGUUACCAAAUUUGGAAUGAGUGAAAAGCUUGGAGUUAUGACCUACAGUGAUACAGGGAAACUCAGUCCAGAAACUCAAUCUGCUAUUGAACAAGAAAUAAGAAUCCUUCUAAGGGACUCAUAUGAACGAGCAAAACAUAUCUUGAAAACUCAUGCAAAAGAGCAUAAGAAUCUCGCAGAAGCUUUACUGACCUAUGAGACUUUGGAUGCCAAAGAGAUUCAAAUUGUUCUUGAGGGGAAGAAAUUGGAUGUGAGAUGAUAACUCUCUUGACAUGGGUGCAUUACUGGUUUUAUCGCAAGAAUAUAAGAAACAUUAUAGUAGUCUCCUUUUGCAGUGCUUUCUCCUCCAAUUCUUGAGUUGGUGUAAUUCAAGAGUGUGAGACACUGUCUCAUUCUUUUUUCACAUUUAUCUAAUUUUGGCUACUCUCAUGAUGACACCUGUUGCAAAUUAGCAACCUAUAGCAAAUAUAUUUUAAAAAAAUAAAGAACUAUCAGGAUUCAAAAUA
Microcebus murinus (gray mouse lemur) is the source of this 2975-nucleotide messenger RNA. It is a transcript of the gene YME1L1, whose product is annotated as YME1 like 1 ATPase. The record is from RefSeq and is a predicted model, not a curated record. Lineage: Eukaryota; Metazoa; Chordata; Mammalia; Primates; Cheirogaleidae. Gene Ontology annotation, molecular function: ATP hydrolysis activity; ATP binding; ATP-dependent peptidase activity. Gene Ontology annotation, cellular component: mitochondrial inner membrane. Gene Ontology annotation, biological process: mitochondrion organization; protein quality control for misfolded or incompletely synthesized proteins.